UUUUUACUCCAGUACAACCGGUGGGGUGGAAACGCCACUGAUCUAUCCGUUGAUUUCCCAGGACCCGCCGACAGAUUGACCUACUAGCAGCUACUGUCGAGCAUUUUUACCAAUUUGUCAGUUUAACUAAACUUCGCCACUCGCAACAAAAUGGGCGAUCGGGAGGAUUUAGUAUAUCAGGCAAAACUCGCCGAGCAGGCGGAAAGAUAUGACGAAAUGGUGGAGUCCAUGAAGAGAGUGGCCGGGUUGGAUGUGGAACUAACAGUCGAGGAGAGAAACCUACUAUCAGUGGCCUACAAAAAUGUUAUUGGGGCGAGGAGAGCAUCAUGGAGGAUAAUCAGCAGUAUUGAACAAAGGGAAGAAAACAAGGGCGGAGAAGACAAAUUGAAAAUGAUCCGGGAAUACAGGCAAACGGUUGAGAACGAGCUGAAGUCGAUCUGUAAUGACAUUCUUGAUGUAUUGGACAAGCACCUUAUUCCAGCUGCUAACACGGGAGAGUCCAAGGUCUUCUACUACAAAAUGAAAGGCGAUUACCACAGGUAUCUCGCUGAGUUUGCCACCGGGAACGACAGGAAGGAGGCUGCGGAGAACAGUUUGGUCGCCUACAAAGCUGCUAGCGACAUCGCCAUGAUCGAACUGCCACCUACACACCCCAUUCGCCUAGGCCUCGCUCUUAACUUCUCCGUAUUUUACUAUGAAAUUCUCAAUUCACCCGACCGCGCGUGCAGGUUGGCGAAGGCUGCGUUCGAUGACGCCAUCGCAGAGCUGGACACGCUGAGCGAAGAGAGCUACAAGGACUCCACACUAAUCAUGCAGUUGUUACGCGACAACCUGACACUAUGGACUUCAGACAUGCAGGGAGAUGCAGGUGAAGAACAGAACAAAGAGGCGCUGCAAGAUGUGGAGGAUGAGCCCCAGUGAGACAUUACAGCCAACUUGAGACCCCCCUCCCCCCACCCACCCCCCCCAACAAAGAAACUGUAGCCACCACGCCCAAGUGACCGCGGCUCUCAGCAGCUCUCUGGCCCCGUGGUCUUAGAGAUGAUCAGUCAUUGUUAAUAUUUGUUUUUUUGUUUUUUUCUCUCCCUUUAAUUCAAUUCAAAUAUAAAUACCACUUAAUUGAGACAAUAAAUACAAUUUUGGAAAGGCAAAGAGUCCCUGGAUUAUUUUAUUUUUCUUGGUACACGCGGUUCUGAAAAAAAAUCUUUGUUUUCAUUAUUGUAUUGUUUUAAUUUUGUUUUGUUUAUGCUCUUUCCUCAAUAUUUUAUCAGUUGCUGGAUGUAUUUUGAGAUUUUUUUUUCUUAAUGUAAUUACAGAAAUUUACUUUUAUUACUGAUAUGUCUAUUAGUUGUGGGAGCUGUAAUAUUUCUGUGUUAGUGAAAGAGAUGCAAAUCAUUAAACCUUUUUAAGGGCAAGUCUAAACAAAGUCCUCUUUCGUUAACUUAGUUGAUCAGAGGAAGGUGGCAAAAUUCUUGAUAUCCACGUGGAGCAAAAUGCUUAGCUUUUACACCAUAGUGAUUCUGUUGUAAUGUUUUGGAUUGUACGUUGUGCUAAAAUACUGUAUUGCGAAUACUUGCUGAUUUCAGAUGGUGGCUGGUAGCUGUAAAAAUCCAAGGGAGUGUUGUCGCGUUAACAGUUCUCGAUUGGCUUCUGUUCCAAGAUGACAGGGUUCUGAAGAGAUGAUUUCAAGCCUGCAUGAGUAAAUGAAUCGUUAUUUUUCUGCCUCUUUCCCCUCCUUUUAUAUAGCUCAAUGUUUUCCUUUUCUUUUUGCUGCAUUAUGUGUAACUUAAAGCUAAUUUGUACUACUGGAUAUCUGACUGGAGCCACAGAGCAUCUGUAUUGUUCUUACUGAAACACAGCAUGGAAUUAACAUUAAACAAUCUAAAUUAAACAUA
Molecule: messenger RNA, 1895 nt
Organism: Salvelinus namaycush (lake trout)
Lineage: Eukaryota; Metazoa; Chordata; Actinopteri; Salmoniformes; Salmonidae
Product: 14-3-3 protein epsilon-like
Exons: 6
Coding region: 151-921 (256 amino acids)
Biological process (GO): signal transduction
Cellular component (GO): cytoplasm
Source: RefSeq, a predicted model, not a curated record